Messenger RNA from Zea mays, 890 nucleotides. RefSeq names its product homeotic protein knotted-1-like. The coding region runs from base 366 to 887 and encodes 173 amino acids. Gene Ontology annotation, molecular function: DNA binding. The record is from RefSeq and is marked validated. Gene Ontology annotation, cellular component: nucleus. Lineage: Eukaryota; Viridiplantae; Streptophyta; Magnoliopsida; Poales; Poaceae. The transcript has a single exon.
CGCCACACACAACAAGGACAAAUAGUAUACAGAUAAGUGCUAAUACUGCUCCAUAAAUAGUACUCAAAAGUAUCUUACAAAGACCAAAAAAUAUUAUAAAGCCGCUUCCCAGCGGGACCCUUGCCUUCUCUCUGUAGAUCUAGCUACUCAUCAUCAGCAGGAUCCCGCUGGAGGCGUUCGGCCACUAGUUCUACGACACCUUGUACGCCCUCCCGGGCGGCGUCUUCAGUGUCGGCCACCGGACCAGCAAUCACCAGCUCCAAGGACCCCGGCAGCUCCGACACUAGGAUGGGACUCAUCCCGAGCGGCACCGGUGCCGUGCUCGCCUCGUCGGCCCGUGCAGCAAUGCGCUGGACCCCGGCGCGAUGCUCUGCCUGGGGAUCUUCAAGUGCCUUCUUUGUCGCCUCCACCGCAUGGGGCCCCGGUGCCGCCUGCGCCGCCUGGAACCCUCGUCGUCGUCUCCCUACGGAGGCGACGUCGAGGCCAUCAAGGCCAAGAUCAUCUCGCACCCACACUACUACUCGCUCCUCACUGCCUACCUCGAGUGCAACAAGGUGGGGGCACCACCAGAGGUGUCGGCGAGGCUGACGGAGAUAGCGCAGGAGGUAAAGGCGCGGCAGCGCACGACGCUCGACGGCCUGGCCGUUGCGACGGAGCCGGAGCUGGACCAGUUCAUGGAGGCGUACCACGAGAUACUGGUGAAGUUCAGGGAGGAGCUGACGAGGUCGCAGCAGGAGGCGAUGGAGUUCAUUCGAAGGGUGGAGUCACAACUCAACUCGCUUUCCAUCCCCGGAAGGUCGCUGCGCAACAUCCUUUCAUCUGAGCACUGGCGGAAGAGGGCCACCCCCACGAACAUCUUGCAGAGGUGGGCGAAGAUGGCCGCCUGAAGG